AUGGCGUCGUCUGACGAAGAGGCUACUCUAUCGAUCCCGUCACUUGCCUUCGUUGCCUUUCUAUCAUUCUUCAUUAUACGUUACUUUAUUUCUUCGCGAUCCACAGAUACCGCCGUGGCCUCGCAAAGAGCAGGUCAGCGGUUUACCGGCGCCCAAGUUGAGCAGGUGGCGCAAAUGUUUCCACAGCUAAGCAGAAGAGAUAUCAUGUGGGAUCUCCAGCGGAACGGAGGAAGCGUAGCUGCGACGACAGAGCGAGUGCUGGGUGGUAGAGGUCUUGAGAGGGCACCGCCGUCCUUUCAACCGGUGAUUCCAGUUUCCACAAAUGCUGUCUCGACAGCAGCCAUAGCCUCGGUCAUCCCUAAAGCUGCCGAGCCCGAUCUUAUCACUCGUUAUAAUCUCCAGUCUCGGAUUAGUUCCAAGGGAAAGGAGAAGGAAGAACCAGCCCCUGCGACUGGAUGGGCAGCAAACAAGGACAAGCGGCAAGAAAUGUUACAACGUAGGAGGGACGAAAUGAUACUUGCAGCUCGGCGCAGAAUGCAGGAGAGAGACCAGGAAGCAUGCGGAUCGUGA
Messenger RNA from Endocarpon pusillum Z07020, 570 nucleotides. RefSeq lists its product as uncharacterized. NCBI's taxonomy places the organism in Eukaryota, Fungi, Ascomycota, Eurotiomycetes, Verrucariales, Verrucariaceae. Gene Ontology annotation, molecular function: ubiquitin binding. The coding region runs from base 1 to 570 and encodes 189 amino acids. The transcript has 2 exons. The record is from RefSeq and is a predicted model, not a curated record.